ACGGCGGUGCCUCCGGCUGCACCUCAGAACCAGCAGCACAGAGGCACGGGGAGAUGAAGACUCUCUUCCUCAUCCCAGGGGCAGCCAUGGAGAAGAGCUACGUGUCCGUGUUCCUGCUGCUCGUGGCCAUCUCCUGCGUUCUGGCAAAAGAUAUAGGCAAGAAGGAGACGAAGGAGACUAGCACUAAACCAAAACUGCCUCAAACACUCUCCAGAGGCUGGGGGGACCAGCUCAUCUGGACGCAGACGUACGAGGAAGCCCUCUUCCGCUCCAAGAACAGCAAUAAGCCCCUGAUGAUUAUCCACCACCUGGAUGACUGCCCACACAGCCAAGCACUCAAGAAGGUCUUUGCUGAACAUAAGGAAAUACAGAAAUUGGCUGAAAAAUUCAUUCUCCUGAACCUUGUGUACGAAACCACAGACAAGAACCUUGCACCUGAUGGCCAGUACGUCCCUCGGAUUUUGUUCAUUGAUCCUUCCCUGACUGUGAGAGCGGAUAUUACUGGAAGAUACUCAAACCGUCUCUAUGCAUAUGAGCCCUCUGACAUUUCUCUGUUGUAUUCAAAUAUGCAGAAAGCACUGAAGCUGCUGAAGACUGAGCUGUAAUGAGGAGGAAGAUGCCCUGAAAGACCACUAAGUCUGGUUUUUACCUCUUCUCCACUCGUUCACACUGCUGAAGAGACUAUUUAGUGAUAUUUAGUAAUGUAUAGUGCUGGUUUAUGAACAUAAACACUAGUUUUAUGUUAGCACUUCUGUACAGGGCAGCAUUUUUAAAAGCUGGAGGCUUUUAAUUUAAGACAUACAGGAGAACACUGUAUGACCCAAUUGUACAAAUGAUUUUUUUUAAUAAAUUCAUUUCAAAUGUUUACAUACAAAAUGUUGCUGUGUUCUUUAUUCCUCCCUAUUAUCUAUCACUAUUGAAGUAAAAUCAGCAUUACUUACUUCCACAGCUUGCUAUGUUCUAUCCAAGCAGCUUUUUGUCUGCAGUUUUAGCAGCUACUAAAGCUCCAUUCCUCAGCACGCUUUCUCUUCAUUCAUUUUCUUGUAACAGGACCCUAUGUCCAGCUCUCAUUACCAGUCCUUUCUUUACAGUUAGAUAAGAAGUGCAGAUCUUUUACAAAACCUUUCUAUGCUUACAGUUAAUUGUGUGGUAACAUGCCUAAUGCCUGAGCCUUUAAGAAGGGGAACACAUUUUCAAAACAUUUUCAAUCAUCUGAGAUAAGAGGAUGUGAUUGUCUAUGUGUGAUACUGUUUUUAAAACUGGCUGCCUCUGAAGUGAUUGGAGGUUCGCCAUUUCUACAUAAGGCUAU
Messenger RNA from Phasianus colchicus (ring-necked pheasant), 1309 nucleotides. RefSeq names its product anterior gradient 2, protein disulphide isomerase family member (gene AGR2). NCBI's taxonomy places the organism in Eukaryota, Metazoa, Chordata, Aves, Galliformes, Phasianidae. The record is from RefSeq and is a predicted model, not a curated record. Gene Ontology annotation, molecular function: dystroglycan binding. Gene Ontology annotation, cellular component: endoplasmic reticulum.